Molecule: messenger RNA, 2226 nt
Organism: Cucumis melo (muskmelon)
Lineage: Eukaryota; Viridiplantae; Streptophyta; Magnoliopsida; Cucurbitales; Cucurbitaceae
Product: protein DETOXIFICATION 44, chloroplastic
Exons: 13
Coding region: 201-1850 (549 amino acids)
Biological process (GO): transmembrane transport
Cellular component (GO): membrane
Molecular function (GO): xenobiotic transmembrane transporter activity; antiporter activity
Source: RefSeq, a predicted model, not a curated record
CCAAAAUAGGCCAUCUAUGUGGAAAUCCCGUUAUUUUAGUCAAAAGAAAAGACCCACCAAGAUAUUUCUAUGGCGAGCUGCAAUUCUGUCCGUCGAAAGCUCGUCCUUACAAAUUGCGACUAAUAUAUAUUGUUUCAUCUUCCCCUUUCGCAACCUCCACUGCCCGCCCUUUCCACUGUUCCAUUUCUCUGUGACCGGAGAUGGCCACCGGUCUCUCUAUCUAUGCUCCAUCCUUCAAUACCCACACUAAUUUAUCAUUCAAGUGCCAAAUGCUGCGUAGAAACGCCAACUGCGGGCUCCUGUUUCCUUAUCUUCCAAAACCUUCUUUCCACAAGAAUCUUACUACUUCUUCCCUGAAGAGUCCGCUGGAAGAAUCGAAGUCUACAGCCUCAUCGGAUCAGGUCCGUCGAAACAGACUCGACAAGAAUUCGUCCAACUCCUUCCUGUCUGCGUCUGUAAAUCGUUUUAGAGAUGCUGCUUUUAAGUUUGAUGAACUUGCGCUGGACAUAUUGGCGAUUGCAUUGCCUGCUGCACUGGCUUUGGCUGCUGAUCCAAUUGCAUCGCUGAUUGACACAGCUUUUGUUGGUCAUAUAGGAUCUACUGAAUUGGCGGCGGUUGGGGUAUCAGCUUCAGUAUUCAAUUUGGUGUCGAAGUUAUUCAAUGUUCCUUUACUCAAUAUCACUACUUCAUUUGUUGCUGAAGAGCAGGCAUUGAUUAAUACCGAUGAGAAAAACAUUGUUCAAACAGAUAUUGAUGACAUUGAAGAUACACAAGAAAAGAAGCUCCUUUCCUCUGUCUCCACUUCUUUAGCACUUGCUACGUGUCUUGGAAUUGCUGAAGCUGUUAUGCUGUCUCUUGGUUCAGGGACUCUAAUGGAUAUCAUGGGUAUACCUGUUGAUUCAUCAAUGCGUGCACCUGCAGAGCAAUUUUUGUCUCUGAGAGCCUUUGGUGCUCCACCUAUUGUCAUUGCACUUGCUGCACAGGGUACUUUUCGUGGAUUUAAGGAUACAAAAACACCACUAUAUGCUACUGCUGCUGGUAAUUUUCUCAAUGCAAUACUGGAUCCAUUGUUGAUAUUCUUUUGUGGUUUUGGCAUUGGAGGUGCUGCAAUUGCUACUGUGAUAUCUGAGUAUCUGAUUGCUUUUAUUCUUUUAUGGAGAUUAAACGGAGAAAUAUCUUUUACUCUUUCAAGCAUCGAUGGGGGUAGAAUUGCGCGCUAUCUCCAAUCUGGUGGUCUCUUGAUGGCCCGGACAUUGGCUGUCCUUGUAACCCUGACUCUAGCCACAUCCAUGGCGGCUAGAGAGGGUCCUGUACCCAUGGCCGGUUAUCAAAUUAGUGUACAAAUAUGGAUGGCUAUAUCUUUGCUUACUGAUGCUUUAGCACUGGCUGGUCAGGCAUUAUUGGCAGGUAGCUUCACCUUACAAGACUAUAAACAUUCGCGUCAAGUGAUUUAUAGAACUUUACAGAUUGGUUUGAUCUCAGGAAUUUCUUUGGCGAUUAUCUUAUUCCUGGGAUUUGGCGCAUUUUCUGGUUUAUUCAGUGCCGAUGCAGAAGUCCUGGAAACUGCACGAUCUGGGUCGUUGUUUGUUGCUGGAUCGCAACCAGUAAAUGCACUGGCCUUCGUUGUAGAUGGGCUCUACUAUGGAGUUUCAGACUUCGGAUAUGCAGCUUACUCCAUGAGAGCAGGUGCUUGUUGGAUUGGUUUCUUCUAUUUUCCUGCUCGUGGUCACUCCCACAUUCGGUCUCCCUGGGGUUUGGAGUGGAUUGUUUCUGUUCAUGAUGUUGCGUUUAGUAGCUGGAAUCUGGAGAUUAGGCACGAAGAGUGGGCCAUGGGAGUUGGUUUUCAAUGAGGUCGACGGAAAAAGUGACUGAACUAAAAGGCUUCUUGAACUUCGUAAAGCUCAUCUCUUAAAGGGGUUGAAUACCACGAGGAUUUGGAUAUGUUCCCUAGCUUUUUAAAAGCUCCACCAACUCUGACUCGCAACUGAUACGACAGCUUUUUAUCUGUUAAACCAGAGCUGCCCUCAUCAAUGCAACAGUUCCCGAUCAUGUCAGACAGUUCGCCGCAAUAUUCACCGGAUGAGGUUUUCUUCUUAGUCUCAAUCAUUAAAAUUAACAUGAAGGGGGUAAUUGUUUUAUUAUUCGUUAAUUAUGUACUUGAAGGAACGAAUUCAAAGUUGUAAAUGUAAUCAAGAAACAAAUGAAUAUUGAUACUUCAUUCUAAUA